This is a messenger RNA of Impatiens glandulifera, 2216 nucleotides long. Its product is annotated as succinate dehydrogenase [ubiquinone] flavoprotein subunit 1, mitochondrial. NCBI's taxonomy places the organism in Eukaryota, Viridiplantae, Streptophyta, Magnoliopsida, Ericales, Balsaminaceae. Gene Ontology annotation, molecular function: flavin adenine dinucleotide binding; electron transfer activity; succinate dehydrogenase (quinone) activity. The transcript has 16 exons. Gene Ontology annotation, biological process: mitochondrial electron transport, succinate to ubiquinone; tricarboxylic acid cycle. The record is from RefSeq and is a predicted model, not a curated record. Bases 121 to 2004 code for a protein of 627 amino acids.
ACCUUCUUUUCACCAUUACCAUCUGGAGGGGAAGAGCCGCCCGCAGUCAGUCGGACACACGCCCAUUCUCGUGUAUAGAUCUGUAGAGAGAGAUACAGAGAGCGGCAGAGAGACACAGCGAUGUGGCGUUGCGCUUCUCGCGGAUUUCGUUUUCCUUCAAAGAGAUCGAUAGCCGGAGAAUCUCUUAAAAGACUUUUCUCUACGCAAUCGAAUGCUGGAGGAUCAUACACCAUUGUCGAUCAUACAUACGAUGCUGUUGUCGUAGGAGCAGGUGGUGCUGGAUUAAGAGCAGCCAUAGGUCUAUCUGAGCAUGGAUUCAAUACUGCUUGUAUUACCAAGCUCUUUCCCACUCGGUCGCACACUGUUGCAGCUCAGGGCGGUAUAAAUGCAGCCCUAGGAAAUAUGACUGAAGAUGAUUGGAGGUGGCACAUGUACGAUACAGUCAAGGGAAGUGAUUGGCUAGGUGACCAGGACGCAAUUCAGUAUAUGUGUAGGGAGGCACCAAAAGCAGUUAUUGAACUUGAGAACUAUGGAUUGCCAUUUUCUAGAACUGAUGAGGGAAAAAUAUACCAACGGGCAUUUGGUGGACAGAGUUUGAACUUUGGGAAAGGUGGUCAAGCAUAUCGUUGUGCCUGUGCUGCUGAUCGAACUGGACAUGCUCUUCUGCAUACUCUUUAUGGCCAAGCCAUGAAGCAUAACACCCAGUUCUUUGUCGAAUAUUUUGCAUUGGAUUUGUUGAUGUCCAGUGAUGGUACCUGCCAAGGAGUGAUUGCAUUGAACAUGGAGGAUGGAACUUUGCAUCGAUUCCAGUCUAAAUCAACAAUUUUGGCUACAGGGGGCUAUGGGAGAACAUACUUUUCAGCCACCUCAGCCCAUACGUGCACUGGAGAUGGCAAUGCCAUGGUUGCGCGUGCUGGAAUUCCUCUGCAGGAUCUGGAGUUUGUGCAAUUCCACCCAACUGGAAUAUAUGGUGCUGGAUGCCUCAUAACCGAAGGGUCUCGCGGCGAAGGUGGUAUACUUAGAAAUAGUGAAGGAGAGCGUUUCAUGGAACGUUAUGCCCCAACUGCUAAGGAUUUAGCAUCAAGGGACGUCGUUUCAAGAUCCAUGACAAUGGAAAUCCGAGAAGGGCGUGGUGUAGGACCUCUGAAGGACCACAUAUAUCUACACUUGAAUCAUUUGCCUCCUGAAGUCCUAAAGGAGAGGCUUCCUGGUAUCUCUGAAACUGCUGCCAUCUUUGCGGGUGUUGAUGUCACAAAAGAGCCAAUCCCUGUUCUACCUACUGUUCAUUAUAACAUGGGUGGAAUUCCCACAAAUUACCAUGGAGAGGUUGUGACUAUUAAAGGCGAUAAUCCAGAUUCAGUGAUUCCUGGAUUGAUGGCUGCUGGUGAGGCAGCCUGUGCAUCGGUUCAUGGUGCAAAUAGACUUGGAGCUAAUUCCCUUCUGGACAUUGUUGUGUUUGGCCGGGCUUGUGCAAAUAGGGUGGCAGAGAUCCAUCGCCCAGGGGAUAAACAAAAGCCUUUAGAAAAGGACGCAGGCGAGAAGUGUAUUGCAUGGUUGGACAAGCUGAGAAAUUCCAAUGGCUCAAUUCCAACUUCACAGAUUCGUUUGAAUAUGCAGCGAACAAUGCAGAACAAUGCUGCUGUUUUCCGCACCCAAGAAACAUUAGAAGAAGGUGUACAGCUGAUUGAUAAAGUAUGGAACAGCUUUCAUGAUGUAAAAUUGGUGGAUCGAAGUCUAAUAUGGAACUCGGAUCUGAUUGAGACUAUAGAACUCGAAAACCUUCUUAUCAAUGCAUGCAUAACAAUGCACUCUGCUGAAGCUAGGAAAGAGAGCCGAGGAGCUCAUGCCCGUGAAGAUUUUACGACAAGAGACGAUGAGAAUUGGAUGAAACACACUGUCGGUUAUUGGGAGGAUGAGAAAGUUCGUCUAGAUUACAGGCCUGUUCACUUGAACACAUUAGACGACGAGGUUGAGACAUUCCCUCCUAAAGCUCGUGUGUAUUAAUAAUCUAUAUCAAUGAUUUUCUAUCAUAAUAAGUUGAUCAAAAUUCAAAACCUGAUAUUACUACCCUUUCCUAUAAUAACAAUAAUAAUAAUGUACUGAAUAAUGCCCUUGUGGAAGGAAGCCAAAUUACAUGUGGUAUUUCCUUUUCUUAAUUUGGACAUUUUUGUGUUGUUGGUUUUUAUCACAUGGACAUGUAUCAGUCCAUUUUCAAA